Messenger RNA from Serpula lacrymans var. lacrymans S7.9, 1460 nucleotides. RefSeq lists its product as uncharacterized. The coding region runs from base 146 to 1318 and encodes 390 amino acids. The record is from RefSeq and is a predicted model, not a curated record. Lineage: Eukaryota; Fungi; Basidiomycota; Agaricomycetes; Boletales; Serpulaceae. Gene Ontology annotation, molecular function: protein kinase activity; ATP binding. The transcript has 5 exons. Gene Ontology annotation, biological process: protein phosphorylation.
AUAGUCGGGGGGUUUGACGUUUAACUUCAUGAGCCGCGACCUUCUAUGGGUCCAUAUUUACAUGAAUUUGGUAACGAACCAAAAUUCUGUUCUAAAUCACUCCUAGCCUGGAGGCACUACAAGUUAUCCAACUCCGUAUGCCGCAAUGCUUUCUCGUCGUCGCCAGCGUCAAGCUGAAUGGGAAGAAAGAAUAGCACGGGAACAAGCGGAGUUCCAGGAACUAGCCUGUCAAGUGUUUGGAUUGCCUCUGUCAACUAUCCCUGGAGCCAUUGGUAAAGUUGAAAGUUGGUGGUGUCAGCAAUAUCAAUGGUUGAAGGAAACUGGAUACUUGUUGCGCCCGCGAUACGCGCCUGGCUGGGUUCCGUCAUGGCAAGAUACCAAGAAGCGGUGGGUAGAGUGCGAAGACAGCCAAGUGCCUGCUAGGGAUCAUGUGUUGGAUGCGACUCGAAUGGCCGAUGGAGUCUUUGUGACUUUGAAGUUAAUCACAAAGUCUCGACAUCCAUACGAGAUUGAGAUUGGUCGCCUAUUUUCGACCGAACCACUUGUCUCUGACCUUUAUAACUACUCUGUACCACUCUAUGAUGUGCUUGAUGUGCCGGAUGACGAGGAUCAGGCCCUCUUGGUCAUGCCAUUAUUGCGGCCAUUCCAUCGCCCUCGCUUUGAUACUUGCGGUGAAGUAGUAGAUUUUUUUCGUCAGCUAUUUUUGGGGUUGCGAUUUAUUCACAAACAACAUGUUGCACAUCGUGACUGUAUGGGCCCCAAUGUUAUGAUGGAUGCGACCCCUCUGUACAUCGAUCCUUAUCAUCCUCAAGAUUUGGACAUGAGACGCGACUUCAGUGGCAAGGCUAGAUACUUCACUCGUACUGAGCGCCCACCAAGGUACUUUUUCAUCGACUUUGGUAUAUCCCGCCGUUAUGCCGCUGACAACAACGCUCCCCUGGAAUACCCCAUAUGGGGAGGUGACAAGACUGUUCCCGAGUUUCAAAAAGCGGACGAUGCUUGUAAUCCGUUCCCCACAGACAUCUAUUAUCUAGGAAAUAUGAUCAGGGAAAACUUUCUUCUGAAAAAACGCGGACUCGAGUUUAUGUUACCUCUUGUGAAAGACAUGGUACAAGAUGACCCAGUAAAGCGGCCUACUAUGGAUGAAGUCGUUGCGCGCUUUAACGAGAUCCUCAAGGAACUCAGCAGUUGGAAACUGCGAUCACGCGUCAUCUACAAGGAGGAUGGUAACAUCGAAGGCCUUUAUCAUGGUGUUAUUCAUUGGACGCGUCGCAUCAGCUAUAUAGUUAGGAGGGUAUCAGCGAUACCUGAACGCUGAAACCCUUAUACGGUCUCUAUCGUUAUUCUGGAUACACCUACUAGUGCUUAUGGUUCUGUUCGAGGAACUGAGUUCCUAGCUUCUCCAGUGUACUUCGAGGCUGCUUCGUGUAGUUGCUUAUGAAUGUGUCGUUGACUCGUUU